Molecule: messenger RNA, 549 nt
Organism: Staurois parvus
Lineage: Eukaryota; Metazoa; Chordata; Amphibia; Anura; Ranidae
Source: the annotation of a GenBank genome assembly
AUGAUCCGCUUGGUUUAUGCAGUGGGACCAAUGUUCCUUCUCUUCGGGCUCCUAUUACCCAAUAUUGAAGGGAAUAAAAAGGUUCGUGGAUCCCAAGGAGCGAUCCCUCCACCAGACAAAGGGCAGGCAAAUGACUCUGAACAAAGUCAGACACAUCCAGGUAGUCGAAAUGGAGGAAAAGGUAAAGGACAAGCUCUAGCGGCUGAGGAGGUGCUGGAGUCCAGUCAGGAAGCUCUGCAUGUUACCGAGAGAAAAUAUCUGAAGAGGGACUGGUGCAAGACACAGCCACUCAAGCAAACUAUUCAUGAGGAGGGAUGUAACAAACGUACAAUCCUCAACCGAUUCUGCUAUGGGCAAUGCAAUUCCUUUUACAUCCCUAGGCACAUUCGUCGGGAGGAGGGUUCCUUUCAAUCCUGCUCUUUCUGUAAGCCUAAAAAAUUCACCAAUAUGGUGGUCACACUCAACUGCCCGGAAUUACAACCGCCCAUGAAGAAGAAAAGAAUUACACGCGUCAAGCAGUGUCGCUGUAUCUCCAUAGAUCUGGACUAG